AAAAACUCAGAGCGAUUGACACAUACUUCCUUUCAAUUCAAAUCUUCUUUUCUUUCUGAAAAGCGGAAAAGCUCGAAAGCUCCAUCAAUGGAUGCCACAAAGACCACGGGCGCCGGAGGCAGACGAAGCGGGAGGGACGCCGGAGGCAGACGAGGCGAGAGGAAGAAGGCCGUCUCGAAGUCCGUCAAGGCCGGUCUCCAGUUCCCCGUCGGCCGUAUCGUCCGCUACUUGAAGAAAGGCCGCUACGCCCAGAGAACCGGCACCGGCGCUCCGAUCUACCUCUCCGCCGUUCUUGAAUAUCUCGCCGCUGAGGUUUUGGAGUUGGCCGGAAAUGCCGCUCGCGGCAACAAGAAGAACAGAAUAAACCCCAGGCACGUAUUGUUGGCGGUUAGGAAAGACGAUGAGUUGGGGAAAUUGCUGCAGAGUGUGACGAUUUCCAGUGGCGGCGUGCUUCCCAACAUCAACCCUGUUUUGCUUCCGAAGAAGUCCCACAGCGCUUCUGCAGAUGGCGGGAAGGCUUCCAAAGCCGCUAAGUCGCCCAAGAAGGCCGCCGCCUAAAUGGUUCAAAAUAGGAGAAUAAUAUAGAAAAAGAAUUAGCACUUUUUUGUUUUUGUAACUUUAGAUCUGGAUAUGUUAUUAGGAUUAUUUUCUUUCUUUUGUUUUGGGUCCCAGUGCAAAUAUGUAGCUCCGUUUACAGUGUAUCCGAAAUUUCUAAUGGAAAUUUUCUUUAUUUCCUUA
Morus notabilis is the source of this 738-nucleotide messenger RNA. RefSeq names its product histone H2A.1. The coding region runs from base 88 to 558 and encodes 156 amino acids. The record is from RefSeq and is a predicted model, not a curated record. The transcript is spliced from 2 exons. Lineage: Eukaryota; Viridiplantae; Streptophyta; Magnoliopsida; Rosales; Moraceae. Gene Ontology annotation, cellular component: nucleosome. Gene Ontology annotation, molecular function: structural constituent of chromatin; DNA binding; protein heterodimerization activity.